GGCGAAAAGGCGGUCCAAGAAGCUGGCAAUAUUGAGGCAUAUCUCAAGAGGGAGCUCUGGCAAGGGUCGGUGCUGCCCAUGUUUACGGAAAGAAACCUGCAAGCCUUUUGCCAGCGUAACCUGAUUGUCCUCGAGGCGGCGGCGCUCUGCGGACAGACUGGGCCGGAAGAAAUAUCUCGUAGCGGCCAAAAGGGGCCCUUUUUCAUGGUUCCAAAAACCACUGGUUUGAUGGCAGUCGAGGUGGAAGCAUAUUGCUCGAGGUUUGGUUGCGAUGCGAGCAUUGUCGACAGUAAAGUCGCCGAAUGGCUGAUCGGCCAAGGUCAUGUGCAGGGUGAUCUGGCUGGCAUCGUCGUGGCAGUCUCCGCCAUUCACAAAGGUGAACCACGGCGACGUGAAACCAUUUCCAAGAUCUGAAUCGAGGUUAAUUAGCAAUAAGACCCUCACAUAAUUGACUCGGUUGGAUAUUGCGAGCCGAUCCAAAGUGCAUAUGGGUGAGCAAAAAAGCUAAUAAAUGAGCUACUUACAUGCCACGAGCAAAUCCCCCUCUUUCA
Messenger RNA from Pyricularia oryzae 70-15, 551 nucleotides. RefSeq lists its product as uncharacterized. Lineage: Eukaryota; Fungi; Ascomycota; Sordariomycetes; Magnaporthales; Pyriculariaceae. The coding region runs from base 79 to 414 and encodes 111 amino acids. The record is from RefSeq and is a predicted model, not a curated record. The transcript has a single exon.